AUGGAUGGAGGCGAUGCCACGGUCAUGAAGAAAAGGACGCGAACGAGGAGAGCCUUCCUCAAGGCAACAAGCGAGCUUGGGAGUUCGACUUCAUCCCGUACAACGCAGUGGAAGCGUUCCGCGAUCAUCAAGGCACACGAGCAUAUAGGCAUGCUUCAAAGGUGGUGCAAGAAACAAGAUGAGGUGAUCAAGAAGCUCACCGAGACAGUCAAUGUCUCAAGGAAAGCUCUCUUGCAAGUCACCAAAAGCAACCAAAGGCCGCAUCACCAAGCAAAACCGUGCAGAGCCGUUAAGGAGAAGCAAGCGGAAGAGAAAAACCGGAUCACCACCUCCAACGUCUUCAACGGAGCCAAUCGACCUUGA
This is a messenger RNA of Microthlaspi erraticum, 363 nucleotides long. Lineage: Eukaryota; Viridiplantae; Streptophyta; Magnoliopsida; Brassicales; Brassicaceae. The record is from the annotation of a GenBank genome assembly.